Sclerotinia borealis F-4128 is the source of this 2823-nucleotide messenger RNA. The record is from the annotation of a GenBank genome assembly. NCBI's taxonomy places the organism in Eukaryota, Fungi, Ascomycota, Leotiomycetes, Helotiales, Sclerotiniaceae.
AUGGUACAACAAGGAAAGAAGGGUAACGACCUUCCCAACGGCAGCACAAAGUAUAGAGAUCAAUCAGCAACCAUGACGUCGCAAAGAAAAGAUUUGGGAGAUUCUCGAGGAAAUGGUAUGGGAAAGGCUGAUGGCAGAUCGCAAAAUGGCACUUCAAGCUUCUUUCGUACAGACACUGCAAUUUCUGGCAACAGAAACCAAGGAGAGCGUGUAUUACAGCGAUGGGUCCCCGAUAAGCCUGCCGACACUGAUGGUUCUCUGGAAGGAGGUCGAGGAAGAGGCGUUCCUUGGGAUCAGUUUGCAGAGAACGAGCGACGAUUCGGUGUGAAGACGGACUACGAUGAGAACAUUUACACAACUCAGAUCAACACUAGUCACCCACAUUAUGCACAGAGACUCGCCGAUGCAGACAGAAAGGCUAGAGAAAUUAUUGGCAGCAUAGCAAUGAACUCUCAUAUUGCAGAGGAGCGCAUUGCGGAUCACACCGGAUCGAAUGAGAAUGGGCUUGAUGAAGAAGAGAAAUAUAGUGGUGUUCGCAGACAAGAUUUCCCACCUCUUACCUCGUCAAAAGGUGCAUAUCAACCACCUGGCAAGCGUGCCCCUGUUGAUCGUACUUCUAUUGAUCGCGCACCCGCAGCUGCCCCAGCAUCUGCUCCAGCCGAUCGUGCUCUUAUCGAUUCGGCCAUCAUGUUUGCAGGAGCGAAAGCCGAUAAACCCGCCGAUAAAGGAAAAUCGGCUCCAGCCGCAAAACCUACAAAGCCAGAGGUAGCAACUCCACCGACCACCACCGAGUCAAGCACUACUCCUACACCAGAGCUUCCUUCAACAAGUCGCACAUUGCCCUCACAAGUCAAAACUACUGGUGGACCAAAUGCUACGGCAACUGUUGAGGCUGAUGUCUCCAAGGCUUUCAAGACCUUUGCCGCCAACCAGAGAAGCAAUAUGCAACAAAUUCGUUUGAACAAGGCCAAGAAUGAUAAGCUGGUCAAGCUCAAUGACCUCAAAAGAUUCGCGAUUGAUUUCAAGCUGAACACUCCAGUUCCACAAGAUCUUGUUCCUAUCAUUGCCAAGGACCCUGCGAAGCAAAAGGCAAUCCAGGAGAGAGCACAACGCAAUGCUGAAGAAGCCAAACUUCAUCCUACUGAAUCUGUCAAGCCGAUUACACCAAAUCCUGACGUUAACGCGGCACAACGCUCCGCAACUACAACAACUACUCAUACUACAUCACCACCAUCGGGUACUUCUAGUCGUCAAAACAUUGGACGUGGUCCUUAUCCGCAAGGCACUCACAGUUUUACACAGAACUCUCGAGGCGAUAGACCUGUUCAGGCACAGCAGUCAAUGCCUCAAAGCCGCCCAGCCGGUAAUUUGUCCCAGCGAUUGAGAAGCCUCGAACAAAAUAGGCCUGCUCAAGUUCCAUCGAAUGUGAUGCCAGUCCAUGAGGCUAGACUUCCUCCCACUGGUCCCUCGAAUCCUAUUGAUCCCAACUUUUCCCGUCGUUCAAGUGGUGUUACAAGUGCUCAAGGUGGUCCGAGACUUAAUGCUAGCGUCAGCGAAUUCCGACCAAACGCAUUCGCCAAGGACUUCAGUCCCGCUGGCAAUCCAAGCAGUGGCUCGAGUCCUCGUCCGGUGGCCAAUGCUGCAGAGGUUCAACCAACACCACCUGUUGCACGUUCCUUGGUUCGUCGCAAGCCAUUGGCAAAGGGCGCUCGCGCUUCGCUUCAAGGCAAAUAUGAUGCGAUGGAGCUCAUCAAGACCCUAAAGCCAGGAGAAGGAAAGAAUUGGAGCGCAAAUGGUGGCUUAAAGCCAGCUUACGAUACUCAUCUGCUAUGGAAAGUAACUGCUAACGGUGCACCCACGGAGUCGUACAUUCAAGUAUUUGAAAAGGCACCAUUCCCCACCACCACGCCAGUUGUAUCGGAGCCUCAUCCACCACAAACAGCCCCACCGGUACCACAUCAACAUCAAUUGCCGUUCCACCUCCAGUCAGGUGUGCACAACAUUAAUGCUAGGCAAUCUCCACGUCAACCUCCACUCAACAUGCAUGGAGCUCAAAUGGGUCACCCUACCCCAGCUUUCAGCGGUCCUGAUGAACUGCGUAUGAUGCCAUCGCACUCUGCACAAUCCUUCUCAUCUCCAAGAAUGCAACAACUUCCGAUGGCAUUCCAUUCUCCAAUGGGUGCAAAUGCCCAAUUGGCCUAUAAUCCCCAGAUGCUACCUUACCCUGGUGCACCUCAAAUGCAGCCAUUCAGAUCUCUUUCACAAAACCACCAAUUCAUGCCACAGCAGGCACAUAUGGGUCAACCCAUGAUGAUGCCUAACCCUGCUGGCGGAUUUAUGCCUCCACAAGGAAUGGCACCUGGUCCACAAAUGAUGUAUCCACCUGGUGCACAGGGUCAAUUCAUGCCACCAAAUAAUGGUCACCCACCAGCUAUGCCAAAUGGUGGUUAUCCAAGUCCUGGUAGAGGUGCUCCAAUGAUGAUGCAUCAAGGUUCGCAACAAGGUCAUCAACCUGUGUAUGGUAUGAGUCCCGGUCCUCAAUAUGGUAAUUUAGCACCUGUCUUUCCUCAACCAGUUCCAAACCAAAUGCCAAUGCGAGGUGGUUAUGGAGGACCAAAUCCAUACGGCACAAGCCCUCAGAAUGCGCACCUCACGAAUCAGUAUAAUGCAAGCCAACCACACCGUCAGAACAGUCACUCCAAUGGCAAUCAUUACAACAAAAACUUCCAACAACACGCUCAACACCCACAUGGGCCACCCAACAAUCAAGUUCCUACCGGUCCUCAAGCUCAAGCUGCUGGUGGAGCUGAUGAGAGUAAAUGA